This is a messenger RNA of Magallana angulata, 1209 nucleotides long. RefSeq lists its product as uncharacterized. The transcript has 3 exons. NCBI's taxonomy places the organism in Eukaryota, Metazoa, Mollusca, Bivalvia, Ostreida, Ostreidae. Bases 150 to 563 code for a protein of 137 amino acids. The record is from RefSeq and is a predicted model, not a curated record.
AUUGGGAAGUGUGCAUUACAAUAGCUAGCGAUCACUAAGGGACACCGUAAACAGAGCCAGGAACGGAAGUGGGUGUAGGGACAUACUGACGGAUAACCGGUGUGGUGUAACAUCAUAUGGGAGAUUGGUCCGUCUCUUAGAACCGAACGAUGGCAGCUAACCCGACGCCUUCGGGACGAGCGCUAGCUGGGUGUAAUUUUGUGGCCCAGGAUCAAAUUUGGAAAGACCAUGUGCACCAUGAAGAAGUGGCUUCAAAGUCCUGGCCAAACCAGUGGGGUUUCCUCACAACAAAAUAUGAAGAUCUUGUGAAAGACGACUUUCAAAAGAAGGACGAAUCCCAAAAAGCCGAUUUAAAAAGUUUAAUGCAGGUGAAACCCGUCACGCCCAUCGAGGAGUACAUCCACGUCGAACCGUCCAACAAGCCGGUACCAAAGACCACGGCCCAGGCUAUCGGCUGGAGGUCGGCCGAAAAGACGCACCAGCUGGAAAAGUACGGCAAAUAUGCCAAACCCAAAGGGGGACUUGUUAAACAACUGAACUGGCCCAUGGAAGGAAUUAUCUAACGAACUCGCUCAACUCUCUCCCCCGCUUAAAUUACUUCAAGUCAUAGUGAACUUUAAUUUUGAUUAUGAAACAGUAUUAUUCAUGCCUGCAUUGACUUCUUGUUUUUUUUUUUAAGUGUGCGUUUUUACAUUGAUAUGAUUGAAGAUAUUGUUUGCUCAGGAGUAGGGUGAUGAUGUUUGGCAAUAGGAUAUAAAUAAUACUUAAAUUCACAUUGCUUAUAUUAAAAACAGAAACAUUGCAACUUUCCUCUUAUCUGCAAUAGCCAACCAGGGAAAAGUCGCAUGUACCCGGUAAUAAAUGUACAACUUUAUGAUAAAGACAGAUUUAAUUGGAAUUAUACAGGCCCUAUUGAUCAUUGUGUUUUCAAAUAUCAUGUGCACAAGAAUCUUCUAUACUUGUAACAUGAUAAAAGUGAUAAUUAUAAAUUUAGAUGCAGUAUUAUGAAGUAUUGUGUUGUUGACACUGUGUGCAGCUUUCCGAGGAGAUUUAGUUUGUAGUGAAAAGAACGAGUUAAUUAACUUUUUUCAUGUGUGUACAUACUCGGCAUUUUACGCAUUUUCGUCUUACUUGAAUGUUACUUGAAAUAGUUGCACAGUCUUUCAGAUAGACAGAUGAUUACAGAUAAAUAAAUGCAUUGAUAUGAUA